Carlito syrichta (Philippine tarsier) is the source of this 501-nucleotide messenger RNA. RefSeq names its product protein phosphatase 1 regulatory inhibitor subunit 16B-like. The annotation marks the transcript as partial. Gene Ontology annotation, biological process: regulation of sprouting angiogenesis; establishment of endothelial barrier. Gene Ontology annotation, cellular component: cytoplasm. Lineage: Eukaryota; Metazoa; Chordata; Mammalia; Primates; Tarsiidae. Gene Ontology annotation, molecular function: protein binding; phosphatase regulator activity; enzyme inhibitor activity. The record is from RefSeq and is a predicted model, not a curated record. The transcript is spliced from 4 exons.
CUGCACGUAGCUGGCGCCAACGGAUUCCUGCGGGCAGCUGAGCUCCUCCUGGACCAUGGAGUGCGUGUGGAUGUGAAGGACUGGGAUGGCUGGGAGCCCCUGCAUGCAGCUGCCUUCUGGGGACAGAUGCAGAUGGCAGAGUUAUUGGUGUCCCAUGGAGCUAGUCUCAGUGCAAGGACAUCCAUGGAUGAGAUGCCAAUAGACCUAUGUGAGGAGGAAGAGUUUAAGGUCCUGUUGCUGGAGCUAAAACACAAGCACGAUGUGAUCAUGAAGUCACAGCUGAGGCACAAGUCAUCUCUGAGCCGGAGGACGUCCAGCGCUGGCAGCCGUGGGAAGGUGGUACGUCGAGCCAGCCUAUCGGACAGGACCAACCUGUACAGGAAGGAGUAUGAGGGAGAGGCCAUCCUGUGGCAGCAGCGGAGUGCAGCUGAGGAUCAGAGGACCUCGACCUACAAUGGGGACAUCAGGGAGACCAGGACAGACCAAGAGAACAAGGACCCU